AUGACAUCUGCUGGGACAUCCCAACCCAGCAAGUCUGUGAACAAAACCUUUCUCAUUGUUGAGCUGAAAGAAACUUGUAAAGAGUUGGACAACAGGAAGAUGAAGCUUGAACAGCUCAUUCAAAGUCUUGAGCAGUCUGCAGAGGAUGAUCAUGCUGGUGGAAGUGAUGGUGACAAUAUGGAUGAAGACAAAAAUGCUGAUAGUGGUGAUGAGGAAGAGGCUGAGGAUGGUGAAGACACUGAAGAUGCUGGGAAAAGUGAUGCUGAUGAAGAGAAUAGUGUCUCUGGUGAUGAAGAGGUUAGUGGCUCUAGUGAUGAAGAGACUGAUGGUUCUGACAAUUAG
Messenger RNA from Vicia villosa (hairy vetch), 342 nucleotides. RefSeq lists its product as uncharacterized. NCBI's taxonomy places the organism in Eukaryota, Viridiplantae, Streptophyta, Magnoliopsida, Fabales, Fabaceae. The transcript has a single exon. The record is from RefSeq and is a predicted model, not a curated record. Bases 1 to 342 code for a protein of 113 amino acids.